Molecule: messenger RNA, 2195 nt
Organism: Gallus gallus (chicken)
Lineage: Eukaryota; Metazoa; Chordata; Aves; Galliformes; Phasianidae
Gene: SYAP1
Product: synapse associated protein 1
Exons: 9
Coding region: 115-1188 (357 amino acids)
Cellular component (GO): synapse; cytoplasm
Source: RefSeq, marked validated
GACGUAUGCGGAAGGAGCGGGCGGUCCGGUAGUCCGUGUGGAGAGUGGAGUCCGUCCGUCGUAGCGCCCGUUGACCGCUGCCUGCGCGGCCGCGGCCGCCCCCGUCGCCGUGCCAUGUUGCGCGGCCUAGGCAGUUGGCUGGGGCUGGAGCGGACAGGCGAGGAGAAUUUGCUGGUGGCCGAGGAGGGGAGCAGCCCCGCGGAGGAGGCGGAGGAGCCGGGCGCGGAGCCGGGGGAGCAGAGCCAGGAGCGGGCGGAGCCGCAGGAGGAUACGGACGCGCUCCUCAGCCAGGCCAAGGGAUUCGGCAGUUACCUCUUCAAUUUUGCCACUGCUGCUACAAAAAAGAUAUCUGAAUCCGUUGCCGAAACGGCACAGACCAUUAAGAAGUCUGUGGAAGAAGGGAAAAUCGACAGUAUCAUUGAUAAGACAAUUAUUGGAGACUUUCAGAAGGAACAAAAGAAGUUUGUCCAAGAGCAGCAAACAAAAAAAUCAGAAGCAGCGGUUCCUCCCUGGGUAGACAGCAAUGAGGAAGAGACAAUUCAACAACAAAUAUUGGCCUUAUCAGCAGAUAAACGGAAUUUUCUGCGGGAUCCUCCAGCAGGUGUUCAGUUUAAUUUUGACUUUGAUCAAAUGUAUCCUGUUGCAAUGGUGAUGUUACAAGAAGAUCAGCUCCUCAAUAGGAUGAGGUUUGAUCUCGUUCCUAAACAUGUAAAGGAGGAGGUGUUCUGGAGAAAUUAUUUCUACAGAGUAUCCCUAAUUAAACAGUCUGCACAACUCACCGCACUUGCUGCUCAACAGCAAGCAGUAGGAAAAGAAGAGAACAAAGGCAGAGAAGAGGAUAAUCAACUGACAGAAACAAUACGGCCAAAAACACCACCUGUAACAAUAAAGCCUCAGAUAAAAUCUCAAGAGGAUGAGGAAGAGAUUUCCACAAGUCCAGGUGUGUCAGAAUUUGUGAGCGAUGCUUUUGAUGCCUGUAAUUUGAAUCAGGAGGACCUAAGAAAAGAAAUGGAACAACUGGUGCUAGACAAAAAGAGAGAAGAGACUUCAGUAGUAGAAGAAGAGACCGCUGAUUGGGAAAAAGAAUUACAACAAGAGCUUCAAGAGUAUGAAGUGGUGACGGAAUCAGAAAAACGCGAUGAAAACUGGGAUAAAGAAAUAGAAGAAAUGCUGCAAGAAGAAAAUUAAGCAUUUUCACAAAAUCACUGUAACCCCAAACUUUUCUUGAAAACUGAUAUGGAUUUCCUCUUUCAUAUUUUGUUUCCUAAAGACUUUCAAAAGACAAGAUAUAGAAUUGUAUAAUUCCAUAUUGGGAUACAACCAGUACGUCUGUUCUUUAUAUGAGCAGUAUCUGAGCUUCUUUAUUCUUUUAAAUGAAAAAAAGGAGGCAGACACUGCAGGUUAUAUCUAAUAAAUAAAAAUGAUAACGUGAAGCAACAGUUUAGUUUGAGGUAUGAGGUGAUCAAGAAGCUCUGCAAGAUUUCCAAGUCUGAGAAUCUCAAGUUAAGUUUGUCUACAGCCUAAUGUUUGGGAUGUAGAAAUUGAUGUUGUAUAUGACUCUGUCCCUGAAAAUAACUUUCUUUGCAUUUACACUCUGAUUCCUGUAUAAUCUGUAAAUGUGUACUAUUUUCAGUUACUUGUAGCUAGUAGCUUUCAUGUGUAUUUAACUUCUCCUUAACAUAUGCAGCCAAAGAAUGUAUAGAAGUUCCCAACAAAUAAUUUCUGAUCUUUAAAAAAAAAAAAAUAAUUCAGACUCCAAAAGAAUUGCUGAUUUGCUAUUGAUCAGCUAUGAUUAGUAGGCAAACAGUCAAGCAUUUCAAUAAGAACCGAGUUCCUACCUGCUUGAAUUAACCUGAUAUUUUUGUUAAAUCAUCAUAUUAAGAUACUGCCUUUCCUCACAGGGAGAAUUGGUCUUAAUGCUUCCUUUGUUCAAUGACUGUUUUGUUUCCAUUUAAAUUUGUUGAGGAAGAGCAAAUUGAAUGUCUCUCUCUACUUUAAAUACCGAAACACUUAUGUAGAGCUUUGGCUGGUUUGGACAUCUUUAUUAAAUAUUGUAGAUAUGUAUAAAAUUGGCUCAUUUAUUUGGAAGGGGGGCAUAUUGAGGGGAAAGCAUUUCAGACUUACGCAGACUUCAGAAGUAUCCUUUCACACAGCGCGGAAGACAUGGAAUUUAAAUAAAACUAGCUUUCUUUAAA